AUGGCUGAACCAGGAAAGAAAGCAAAAGAUUACUCAGAAGAGGCUAAAUCUGCUAUUUCAUCGGCCUGGGAUGUAGGAAGGGUAAAAGCCACCCUUACACAUCUGCGAGGGGUACUGACAAUCCAUAACAGGCAUCGGGCUUCUGACGCGCCAUCAACGACUCUACUGGUACAAGCUAUAUUAGGCAUUGCUUAUGAAAGCAAAGACUAUGGAUUUGUGUUAGAAUGCUUGAAUGCAUUGUCCAAGAAACAUGGCCAAUUCAAAACUUCUACCACCGCGAUGAUAGAUCUUGUCAUGGGUUGGCUGCCAGCUAUUAAAGAGGAGGAAGGGAUAAAGGUCUGGCUAGAAUGGAUAUUCUUGGAAACUCCCAGAGCGCGUGUAACCCUCGCACUUGCGCUCUAUCAUGAAGAAUUGGCCAACAAACCUACUGCAGACUCGCCCAAAGCUUCAGAGUGCUUACAAACUGCUUCAGACUUACUUCAAGAACUCCAAGUGGAGACAUAUUCGUCAAUGGAGCUGAGAGAAAAGAUCGAGAUUCUCCUUGAACAAAUGAGGCUGUUAAUGUUAGUGGCCAAAAUGAAGGACGAGCAAGCGAAGGCGACUGGAGGUCUUACCGAUGGCGAAGCUGACUGGGUCAAAAUGCGUGUAGGCGCUCGAAAGGUAAACGAGGGCUUCAUAAAUAACCCUGAUAACAAGGAUCUCAAACUCAAAUACCACGAGCUAAUGAUUCAACACUCUUUAAGGCAAUCCGCAUACCUGGAAGUUGCAAAGAGUUUCUACAAGAUCUGGGAGAUGCCUUCGGUACAAGAGGAUCAAGAAGGAGCGGCUCGACAUGCGUUAGAAAAUAUCGUCUAUUAUCUGAUUCUGGCACCUUAUGACAAUGAGCAGUCGGACAUGAUCAAUCGUUUAUUCAUCGAUCCUGCACUCAGCAAACCUCAACGGGAGGCUCAUUACAAUCUCGUUAAACGAUUCGUUACCAAGGAGUUGAUGCGCUGGUCAGGAAUUCAAGAAUAUUUUGGGCCAAUCCUUUCCAAUACAGAAGUCUUCAGCGGGCCCUUAGGAGAAAGGCAUUAUAAGGAUUUGCACAUGCGAGUCACAGAACACAUCUCUCUUCAAAGACUCACUGACCUUCUUGUACUCAGCAAGGAGAAGACCGAGGAGAUCCUCAGUCGGCUAGUGGUCUCUGGAACGGUUUGGGCACGAAUAGACAGACCAGCUGGAAUAGUCAACUUCAGACAGAAAAGAAGCGCAGAGGACGUGAUGAAUGAAUGGUCCUCUGACAUGAACAAGAUGUUGGGCUUGGUUGAGAAGGCUUGGAUGGCCAUGAAUGCUGAAGUAGCUGCUAGAA
Molecule: messenger RNA, 1348 nt
Organism: Acaulospora colombiana
Lineage: Eukaryota; Fungi; Glomeromycota; Glomeromycetes; Diversisporales; Acaulosporaceae
Source: the annotation of a GenBank genome assembly